UCGUCUGCGGUGUGGUGUUAGGUUCGGUGGGUGUGUGUACCGGCAAGAUGGCAGGCGGCAGCUCAUCGGUCGGUUCACGGCCGACUAAAGUGCCGAAUUCGGCAUCCCUGGUGAACGCAUCAGGGUUGCAGAGCUUAGUCGUGUUUCUAGUUCUUCUCCUGGCAUGGAUAGGCGGUUUCGCCUCGCGACUCUUUGCCGUAAUUCGCUUCGAAAGCAUCAUCCACGAGUUCGACCCAUGGUUCAACUACAGAGCAACAGCUUACAUGGUCCAACAUGGAUUCUACAACUUCCUCAACUGGUUUGAUGAGAGGGCUUGGUACCCUCUGGGCCGCAUUGUCGGCGGCACCGUCUACCCUGGGCUGAUGUUGACCUCUGGCGCCAUUCACCACGUUCUGCACUCAUUGAACAUUCCUGUCCACAUCAGAGACAUCUGUGUUUUCCUUGCACCUGUCUUUUCUGGUCUCACAGCGAUCUCUACCUACUUCUUGACCAAGGAGCUGUGGUCCCCUGGUGCAGGACUCUUUGCUGCUUCCUUCAUCGCCAUUGUCCCUGGAUACAUCAGCAGAUCAGUUGCUGGAAGUUACGACAAUGAAGGAAUUGCAAUUUUCGCCCUACAGAUGACCUACUUCCUUUGGGUCAAGGCUGUGAAAACUGGAUCCGUUUUUUGGGCAUCCAUGACCGCUCUGUCUUAUUUCUACAUGGUGAGCGCGUGGGGUGGUUACGUGUUCAUCAUCAACCUGAUCCCGCUGCAUGUGUUCGCGCUGCUUCUGAUGGGUCGCUACUCUGCCAGAGUGUACACGGCCUACUCGACAUUUUUCAUUCUCGGGCUCCUCUUCAGCAUGCAAAUCCCGUUUGUUGGCUUCCAGCCAGUACGCACUUCUGAGCACAUGGCCAGUGCUGGCGUCUUCGUCCUCCUGAAUGCCAUUGGUGCCAUCAAGUACAUCCAAGCGUUGAUCUCCAAGUCGGACCUUAAGGCGCUCUUCUUGACCGUUGCUGCAGGAGCUGCUGGCGCAGUGUUCCUCGGCGUUGUUGGCCUUACCUACUUGGGGGUCAUUGCCCCAUGGAGCGGAAGAUUUUACUCCCUUUGGGACACCGGCUACGCCAAGAUCCACAUCCCAAUCAUUGCUUCUGUAUCUGAGCAUCAGCCGACAACCUGGUUCUCCUUCUUCUUUGACUUGCACAUCCUCGUUGGCACUUUCCCUGUCGGUCUUUGGUACUGCAUCAAGUCCAUCAAUGAUGAACGCGUUUUUGUUGUCUUGUACGCACUCUCGGCUGUGUACUUUGCUGGUGUGAUGGUUCGUCUCAUGCUCACGCUCACACCAGUUGUCUGCAUCCUGGCCGGAAUUGCGUUCUCGCGUCUGUUUGAGUUGUACCUGAAGGAUGAGGAUCCCAAAACCCCCAUUGACGAGGCAGACUCUGAGGGAGAUGAUGCUGCCGAGGCCAUCGGUGGCAGGAAGCUCUAUGACAAGGCAGGUAAGAUGCGUAGGAUGAGGCACGAACAACCUUCAGAGCCUACAAGCCUUGGUGCCAACAUUCGGAUGGUGAGCCUCGUGGCGACCGUCAUGAUGCUGAUGAUGUUUGCUGUCCACUGCACUUGGGUCACCUCAAACGCAUACAGCAGCCCGUCAAUCGUCCUUGCAUCAUAUGGAAAUGAUGGCUCUAGACAGAUUUUGGAUGACUUCCGAGAGGCCUACUACUGGUUGAGUCAAAACACAGCCGAUGAUGCGAGAGUGAUGAGCUGGUGGGAUUACGGAUAUCAAAUAGCGGGAAUGGCAAAUCGGACAACUCUAGUGGACAAUAACACGUGGAACAAUAGUCACAUCGCAUUGGUGGGAAAAGCCAUGUCUUCGAAUGAGAGUGCUGCAUAUGAGGUGAUGAAGGCACUGGACGUGGAUUACGUGCUAGUCAUUUUUGGCGGUGUGAUCGGCUACAGCGGUGACGACAUCAACAAGUUCCUUUGGAUGGUACGCAUUGCUGAAGGAGAACACCCGAAAGACAUCAGGGAAAGUGACUUCUUCACCGAGCGCGGCGAGUUCAGAGUUGAUGAAGAGGGCACCCCGACGCUCCUCAACUGUCUCAUGUACAAACUCAGCUACUACCGUUUCGGGGAGCUCAAGCUGGAUUACCGAAGCCCGGCUGGACUUGACCGCACUCGCCAAGCGGUGAUUGGAAACAAAAACUUUGAACUCACCUACCUGGAAGAAGCAUACACCACUGAACACUGGCUUGUCAGGAUUUACAAGGUGAAGAAAGAAAAUGAAUUCAACAGGCCUAGGAUUCCAGUGGCCAACCGUGUGAUCAAGGGAAAUCGCUUAUUUGUAUCAAAGAAGACAAGCAAGAGGAAGAAAGGGUCAUUGAAAAAUCGACCAACUGUUGUUAAAGGCAAGAAGAGAACGUAAUGGGAGCGUUUGUUUGCUUGAUUGAUUGUCUGCCUGUCUGCGCAUUGACUUGUGUGUUGAAGAGGGAAUACUUGUGGUGAUUGAACUUGCUGUUUGUUGCUUUUUUAAACAAUAAAGUCCCCAGCUGUUUGAA
Messenger RNA from Cloeon dipterum, 2532 nucleotides. It is a transcript of the gene Stt3B, whose product is annotated as catalytic subunit 3B of the oligosaccharyltransferase complex. Gene Ontology annotation, molecular function: dolichyl-diphosphooligosaccharide-protein glycotransferase activity. Gene Ontology annotation, cellular component: membrane. Gene Ontology annotation, biological process: post-translational protein modification. Lineage: Eukaryota; Metazoa; Arthropoda; Insecta; Ephemeroptera; Baetidae. The transcript has 10 exons. The coding region runs from base 48 to 2399 and encodes 783 amino acids. The record is from RefSeq and is a predicted model, not a curated record.